GGGGAUGGCGAAGCACACGGUCUCCUCCGCGCGCUUCCGCCGGGUGGACGUUGACGAGUACGACGAGAACAAAUUCGUGGACGAAGAGGACGGCGGCGACGGACAAGCCGGUCCCGACGAAGGCGAAGUGGACUCGUGUCUGAGGCAUUUUUUUACAGGGAACAUGACGGCUGCUUUACAGGCAGCUUUGAAGAAUCCUCCAAUCAACACCAAGAGUCAAGCAGUAAAGGAUCGUGCAGAAAGCAUUGUUCUGAAGGUUCUCAUCUCUUUCAAAGCCAAUGACAUUGAAAAGGCUGUACAGUCUUUGGACAAGAAUGGAGUUGAUCUCUUAAUGAAAUACAUCUACAAGGGCUUUGAGAGCCCAUCUGAUAACAGCAGUGCUGUCUUACUUCAGUGGCAUGAAAAGGCUCUUGCUGCUGGAGGUGUAGGCUCCAUUGUCCGUGUAUUGACUGCCAGGAAAACAGUUUAAGUCCAGCAGGAAGUGCCCUUCUGCCAUAGGUGUGGGAAAUGCUGGUACAAAGACCAAAACAACCAAAUGCCAUCACUGCCCUGUGGGUAGCAUCUCUCUCUCUCUGUCUCAGCUUGCCAUCUUGCUUUUUCAUAUCUAUGGUGAAAUAUGCAUAUCAGAUUUUUUUUUUGUUAUGUUAAAUAUUGGAUAAUUAUACAGGUGCAAUUUUAUUUGUAAAAAGAGGAUUUGGUACUCUCAAUGCAUUUCAGUGACUCAAAUACAGUGUUUGCAUAGGAUGAUUAGCAUUUUCAGAGAAUCAUGACAGGAUACUACUGCCUUCUCCCUUUUAUGGCCAGACCUCAGGGGGAUUGAGGUCAGUGUCUAAACUGUUCAGCUGGUCAGGCAACAUUCCUUCACUAGUAAUGGAAACUAGAUUGUGUGUUUCCUGAUCACAUUCUGACUGUACAGCAUCAAGCAAGGGUUUGCCAAAAGGUCAGGUUAUCCCUCAAUGGGUGAAUGUAGUGCAGAAGUAUCUCUCACAGUGUUUCUUUGCAGUCUCUUCCAUGAUGAAUCAGUAAGAGGAGAAAUGUCCUACUUUCUUUGAUGAGCCAUCAAAAGGGGAAUGAAGCAAUUUUUUUCUGGAACUCCAUAUAAUGGUUGCCUCUUGAUGGUCUAAUAUGUGUAUAUUUAAUGUUUUAGCACAGAACUACCUGUUAUACUUUAUUUGGGACUAUGUUAAAAAUAGCAUCCCUGUGGCAGAUUCUCCUUUCUGUUAUAAUGUUUAGGAUCAAUUCUCCCUAUAUCCUGAUGUCAUAAUGUUUUGUGUUUCCCUGCCCUCAAUCCUCAUUGGUUGCAGAUGGUGUGGAAACAUAUUAUAUGAUGACAACAGGAGAUAAGACAAAUUACUCCAGAGGGAGGUAGGGGAGAUUUGAUAAGGGGGCUGGUUUUGGUAGAAGCUGCAUGUUGAGUGUAAUAUGUAGUUCUGCCUUAAGAUGCAGAAAUCAGUGUUGAGGUACCAGAGACCUAAGAGCUUGACCUAUGUUCAUAAUAGGGUCAUGGUCUUUGUUGUAUUAUAGGAGAUAGUAUUGACCAAGAAAAAAAAUUAAGUGCUUAUAAAUAAAAAAAAGUGUGACUUUCCACCAGACCUUGUGCAUUCCAGACCUGGAAACAGCUUGAAUAUGAAUGAUUUAGGAGUGAAGCUGACUGGUGUGUUUCAUUUAUACUCAUUGCCAGUUCAUAUCCAAAAACUGGUAAGGAAUUCUGAAACCUUUGCUCGUUUUUUAUACCUGGUUUUUUGUAAAAUGAAAAAAUCAAAAAAUAAAUGGUCACUGUUAAAUAUUUAUUUUUUUUC
Heteronotia binoei (common prickly gecko) is the source of this 1799-nucleotide messenger RNA. RefSeq names its product actin related protein 2/3 complex subunit 5 (gene ARPC5). Bases 5 to 469 code for a protein of 154 amino acids. Gene Ontology annotation, cellular component: actin cytoskeleton; cytoplasm; Arp2/3 protein complex. The record is from RefSeq and is a predicted model, not a curated record. NCBI's taxonomy places the organism in Eukaryota, Metazoa, Chordata, Lepidosauria, Squamata, Gekkonidae. Gene Ontology annotation, molecular function: actin filament binding. The transcript is spliced from 4 exons. Gene Ontology annotation, biological process: Arp2/3 complex-mediated actin nucleation; cell migration; regulation of actin filament polymerization.